CAAUUUGAGCAGGCAGUGUGCUCUGUCUGCUGUGCCACAUCAGUGCAUUUGCUCCAAACAAAGAGAAGUCAUGCUACUUCUGCAUUUACUCGGGGGGCUCUGCAUUCUCACUAAGGAAUUGGUUCAUGGAUCUCCCAACUGCCCCCCAGGGGAUCAAGCACUCGGACGAUGCAGACCUUCUGAUUCAAAAGCAACAUGCAUUGAUCAUUCCUUGGGAUAUUGUGAUGACUUACCAUACACUAAGAGCUUUUUCCCAAACUUACUUAAUCAGCAAUCAAGAGGAGAGAUAGAAUUCAGUGCUGAAUACAUCCUGCUAAGCGUGAUAGAUAACCUACUUCAAGGGGAAUGUAAUCCUGAUCUAAGACUCUUGGGUUGCUCAGUUCUAGCCCCACGCUGCGAAAAGAACAAGGUGAUGAAACCGUGCAGAAAGGUUUGUGAAACUUUAAAGAAAAAUUGCCUUCCUGCCUUUGAUGCAAUUGAUAUGGCUUGGCCCUAUUUUUUGGACUGUGAUCGUUUUUUUGUAAGUGAAGAAGAAGGAUGUAAUGACCCGCUGGAGAAGCUAAGAGUCAAUGUAGAAAUAACAUCAGAAGAAGUAUUUCCUGCAAUGCCAAGCACAUUCAUCCAGUUUACUCACCAUAGCUACGCACAGAUGGUUAGUACUUUGAAGAAAACUGCGGCCAAAUGUUCUCACAUCUCCAAGACUUACAGCAUUGGACGUAGUUUUGAAGGCAAAGACCUCUUUGUUAUAGAGUUUUCAACUAAUCCUGGAAAGCAUGAACUGCUCAAGCCAGAAGUCAGGUACAUCGGCAACAUGCACGGAAAUGAAGUUGUAGGCAAAGAAUUGCUCAUUUAUCUUGCACAGUAUUUAUGUUCUGAAUAUCUUCUUGGAAAUGAGCGAAUCCAGAAGAUAAUUAAUACAACACGAAUUCAUCUUCUACCUUCAAUGAACCCAGAUGGCUACGACCUUGCAGCAGAAGAGGGGGCCGGCUACAAUGGAUGGACCAAUGGACGACAAAAUGCCCAGAAUAUUGAUCUGAACAGAAACUUUCCUGAUUUAACAUCAGAAGUUCAUAAAAUUAUACGGAUGCGUUCAGCACGAAUUGAUCACAUGCCCAUUCCAGAGUCAUACUGGUGGGGUAAGAUUGCUCCUGAGACAAAAUCUGUUAUGAAGUGGAUGAGGGCCAUACCUUUUGUUCUGUCUGGUAGCCUUCACGGAGGAGACUUAGUUGUUAGUUAUCCAUUUGACUUCUCUCGACACCCAUUGGAGGAGAAAAUGUUUUCUCCUACUCCUGAUGAAAAGGUAUUUCAGAUGUUAUCUAAAACCUAUGUGGCCUCACAUCCAAUUAUGUCAGACAAAUCAGAGAACAGAUGUGGUGGAAAUUUUGCUAAGAAAGGAAGCAUAAUAAAUGGCGCUGAAUGGUAUAGUUUCAGUGGAGGAAUGUCUGAUUUCAGUUAUCUUCACACAAAUUGUUUUGAACUCACAUUGGAACUAGGAUGUGAGAAGUUUCCAACUGAGGAUGAGCUGUAUUCAACCUGGCAAGACAACAAAGAAUCAUUGCUGAGCUUAAUUGAAAUGGUCCAUCGUGGAAUCAAAGGGGUAGUUAAGGAUGAACAUGGAAAUCCUAUUAAAAAAGCUCGCAUCUCAGUGAAAGGAAUUCGUCAUGACAUAACCACAGGUGAAGAUGGAGACUAUUGGAGGCUUUUAAUUCCAGGUGUACAUGUUGUUGCUGCUGAAGCUUUCGGAUACUCUAAGGUUACCAAAAAAAUUACUCUACCAGCUAAAAUGACUAAAGCCGGGCGCGUGGACUUUGUAUUGCAACGCGUUGAUGUUAAAUCUCGUAAAUUUGAUAGAAUUAAUCCUGAGGAAAUAUAUGAACGAUUUGACCCAUUGGAUCAUUUUGAUCCACAUGCACAACAUGGACCAAGACAAACAAAUGAAGAAGGUGAACCUUUAGAAGAAAGCGAAAAGCCCUGGUGGUGGUCCUAUUUCAGCUCUCUAGAUCGUAAUAAACCAAUAUGGCUACUUAAAAAUAACUAAUAUUAAAAAUUUGACACCAUCUAUGACUUCUAUAAAUGGUUUUCUAAUGUUUGAUGCUUUUUUAAUUAUAAUAUCACAGGGGAGCCAUUUUGCCGACUUUGGUACUUAAUGGAAAGUUUGCCAACAAAAAAAAAGGCUUACAUUAUUUUUCAGUGUUGUCUUACUUAAUAUAAAAUUUAAACAUUAAAAAAUCAUUGUCUCUUAAUAUAACAUGUUACAUCAUUUGUUAUAUAUAUAUAUAUAUAUAUAUAUAUAUAUAUUGGGUACCUGUAAAGCGCAGCUAAUCACCCUUAAGGGUCUCAAGGCGCUGCUCAUUUUAUUAACCACUGAAGGAUGAAAGGCUGAAUGGGGAACGAACCUGCAACCCUUGAGUUGCUACAGAGCUCAGCCACAGUGCCUUAGUAUGCUGAGCUAUCUGUCCAGUAUGUAUAUACUGUAUAUAUAUCUUAAAAAAUACUGACAGAUGUCUUAAAGGAAAUAUAAAAUUUGUCUCCUAAUGUUAUGGUGACCAUUUAUUUUUACAAAUUAGUAUGAAAAACUAUUUAAUAAAUGUAUUAUGCCUAGAGAAAAAAUUUACAAAUAGUUUGUCUCAGUAAAUUACAACAUACUUCACAUUGUUCAUGAACUUAUAUAGUAGGAGUUGCAAUCCAAACGUAUAUUAAAUUAAAAUAAGAAGUAUAGGUGAAAAAUGUAACAACAUAUAUUUUACUGUUCAAUAAACUGAAACAUUGUAACUUUUAAAACAA
Messenger RNA from Bombina bombina (fire-bellied toad), 2784 nucleotides. RefSeq names its product carboxypeptidase Z (gene CPZ). The transcript is spliced from 11 exons. The coding region runs from base 71 to 2038 and encodes 655 amino acids. Gene Ontology annotation, biological process: proteolysis. NCBI's taxonomy places the organism in Eukaryota, Metazoa, Chordata, Amphibia, Anura, Bombinatoridae. The record is from RefSeq and is a predicted model, not a curated record. Gene Ontology annotation, molecular function: metallocarboxypeptidase activity; zinc ion binding; protein binding.